UCCUGCAGGCAGAGGUGACCUUCAGUUUCACCACCGGAGGUCUUCUCACACUUCUGAACGCAAGGACAGGACCAGGGCUUAGGUUGUGUGUUUGAACGCUGACUAAAGACUUGAGCAGAAGGGUGGCUUGUCCACCAGGACACCCGGAGAGACACUCAUGUUCAGGCCAAGCCAGGUUAGCUGGCCUGUACCGAGACUUCUCAACGCCUGUUUUCUUGGCAGCUCUACAGAGCCUUCAUCUCUAUCCUAUACUGCACUCGGCUGUCUUCCCCUUCUGUCUUGUGACAGGAGACAGCUGCAGUUGCCCAGCCCAGCUAUAAAAAGCCCUGACGGCCUAAGUGAGCAGAGGACGUGCAGCGGACACCCAGGGUACCUCUUUGGGGCCAAGGAAGGAGCGCAAACCUGAGAAUCAUGCCAAGGCUCCCCCCUGUCCUGAAGCUGCUCCAAGCUUCUGUGAAGUCUACAGUGGUUCCCAAAGCCCAUAUCUCUGCCAAAGUAGCCAAAGCCCCCACUUCCGCUAUGGAGCAGGCUGUGGGAAUCACGGUCAUAUUCGUCAGCCUCUUGGUUCCUGCAGGAUGGGUCUUAUCUCACUUGGAGAGCUAUAAGAAAAGCUCCACAGCAUGAAGUGGCAGAGCCCUGAAAGAUUAAACUCUUCCAUCUACCUAC
Alexandromys fortis (reed vole) is the source of this 666-nucleotide messenger RNA. Its product is annotated as cytochrome c oxidase subunit 8B, mitochondrial-like. The transcript is spliced from 3 exons. Gene Ontology annotation, biological process: mitochondrial electron transport, cytochrome c to oxygen. Bases 412 to 624 code for a protein of 70 amino acids. Gene Ontology annotation, cellular component: mitochondrion. The record is from RefSeq and is a predicted model, not a curated record. Lineage: Eukaryota; Metazoa; Chordata; Mammalia; Rodentia; Cricetidae.